AUGCUACCUGGAUUCCUGCAGAGUAGCUACGCUCGCUACAAAGCAGAUACCAAUACCUUCGCAACAUGGCUACUAGAGACUGCCAACCAAUGUGGCUAUCGGCCUACCCUUUCUGCUACCGUUCCUGCGGCGAACAAGAGUAAGCGUAAAGGUAAAACGGAUGGCUCAAACGAACAGUCAAUUCAAUACACUGCUACUACCGAAGACCUACAAAAGUUCGCCGAGGUGGUUGCCGGUUCCUCUCUGACCGUGCCGAAAUCAGUCCUCACCAUUGCCAAACGCGCCAUCAAAUUGAGGAAAACGGUCACUUCAUGGUUCUUGGGUCGUGGCGACAUCGCGAACAAUAAGCGCCAUGCUCACUUUAUCACUGCGCUGGAGCAAAUUUGCGAUACCCUUGAAUGGAAGACCGCCCAACCCUCCAAGACAGAUGCUAAGCAGCCACAAUCAAUGCCUGAGGUCCAAGAUGACGAUGCCGAUGCUGACAGAUUCUUGAACAAGUUUGCUGUUCUCACGGUGGAGGAACCUGAGGAUAUCCCAGAGACUCGAUCGGCGCCCGCAGCAUCGAAGAAGGUUGUCAAGGUCACGGUUGUGGAGGAGGAAAAUGAGGCAGCCGACUCCUAUCUUGGUCACUUGUUCUUCAAGACCUUGUGUCUACUGCAAGAUUUGGACAACGUGCGGAAAUUUAUUUCCAUCACCUGGUCGGAGUACCGGGAUAAGAAAAUCGACCUUAUGAACGCCGCUGUCGUGACGGACAAGGCUGACUGGCUCUCUACUCGCACGCCGGCAAGAAAUGAUGUUCAGACACUUGUUUACAAUCUCGCCGUCAUGAGCCGGGGCAUCUCCGCAGCUCCAUCCACGGAGGUUGGCCUGCCAUACAACAAGGACAUGGCUGAUGUAGCCGAUUGGUGCUAUCUGCCUACCAAGGUUCUGCUUGACGCCUUUGCCAAUGUCCUCCACGACAAUCAUCAACCAGUCUUCAAAAAGGGCUAUUUCGGUACCUAUAACCCAAAGGCGAACAGGGAGCGGAUGUCUGUGGGCCAAAAGUUCAACGAAGACAAGAUCAUCCUUCUUUCGAUCUUGCCCGAGUUCUGCAUGUUUGACACUUUCAAAUUCAGGACGCCUACCUCGGACACUAUCACGCAAGGACUUGUUGAAUUUUCCAAGAACAAAAAAGUUACCCUAUGGCUAUGCUUUGCCUCCCAGAUUUUCCUCGACAUCCAUCACAUCAUGCGAUACAGUACCCUGGGUGCCUUUGGAGACCUUCGGAUGUCAGGACUGCGCAUCCAGAAGGUCAUUGAUGACUACCUGAAGCUGUCCAAAACACACCCCCAGCCCAAGUUUUGGGCAAAGGAGGGCGACGAGGAGAUACAAGGUAUUAGUUCUACCGUGGACUCCUGGAUCAUACAAGACGCGUUCCUCAAUCUUCGGGUCCUGUCUGGACUCGAUAAAACCGGAUCACUGCCUGAGAAGCAUGCACUUUUAUCGCAGCACUCUAUCCUCUGCGGACUGAUAUUAUUCCACCUCAAUAUUAGAAUGCAGCGUGUAGGCCAGCAGCUUGUCACCCAAUGGUAUGACGUCCAACAGCUGGCUUUCUUGCACAAUCUCGUUAUCAAUUAUGCUACGCACAAGGACGUGAGAUGGCCCGAUAUGGAUGCUUUCAUCAAGAUCCAUGGCGAGUCUCAUAUAUUCAUUGGUUCGCGGCCCCAGAACGCCGGUGAAUCGCUAAACAGGCUUGAACUGGCCACAGGCAUCUCAUCUGUUGCCAAUUUAGCGCGCGAUUCCCGGAGUAAACCCUUUCAUAAACCGGAUGGCAAGAAUCCACGCUUGCUCAAGCCUACCACUGCAGUUGCGAACUUGUUCUCCCCAAAGUAUGUCGAGGGUCUCGCGGAAGAUGCCGGGAUCGUCAACAUUGACCGGAUCCUGGACGGGCUCUCACAAAAAUCCAAGCUUGAAUCCUCGUCCUGCAAGGAGCUCAACAGAGCCAAUGCGGAGCUCUCGAUUACCCAAAAGUGGUCGAAUACCCGCAAAAUUGACACACUCCACCUUUUGGCCUUCUGA
Molecule: messenger RNA, 2058 nt
Organism: Aspergillus neoniger CBS 115656
Lineage: Eukaryota; Fungi; Ascomycota; Eurotiomycetes; Eurotiales; Aspergillaceae
Exons: 2
Coding region: 1-2058 (685 amino acids)
Source: RefSeq, a predicted model, not a curated record